Molecule: messenger RNA, 1314 nt
Organism: Arctia plantaginis
Lineage: Eukaryota; Metazoa; Arthropoda; Insecta; Lepidoptera; Erebidae
Source: the annotation of a GenBank genome assembly
AUGAAGUUUUUUAUUUUAUUGUUUCUCUUAGGAGUAAGUUGGGGGAAAACAAUAAAUGUUAGCAGACCUGGAGUCAAAUACGACUGCGCCUACUGCCAGCCUGAACAAGUGCACAUAUCCUUUGGUGACAAAAUAAACGACAUAGUAGUAACAUGGUCGACCUUCAACGACACACAGGGCUCGGUCGUACAAUUUGGCAAGGGUAUUAUGGACAGAACGGUAUCAGGUACAAGCAAGUUGUUCGUAGAUGGUGGAUUGCUCAAACGCAGCCAGUAUAUACACACUGUUACUUUACGAGAUCUGGAGUAUGACACUAGAUAUGUCUAUCAUGCCGGCUCAGAAUACGGCUGGUCCGAGCAGUUUUCCUUCAAAACACCGCCUCAGGGUGAGGAUUGGUCAGUGCGUGCUGCGAUAUAUGGUGAUAUGGGCAACAAGAACGCUCACUCUCUAUCGUACCUCCAAGAUGAGGCUCAGCGCGAAAGGUUCGACGUGAUACUCCACGUGGGGGACUUCGCGUACGACAUGGACACAGACGACGCGCUGGUCGGAGAUGAGUUCAUGCGACAGAUACAGCCUCUCGCCGCCAUCGUUCCUUACAUGACCUGUCCUGGCAACCAUGAACAGAUGUACAAUUUCAGCAACUACGCGAACCGGUUCACUAUGCCCGGCCGGGACUCGAGCCUGUACUACAGUUUCGACCUUGGAAACGUACACUUCGUGUCCGUCUCCACCGAAGUGUACUACUUCCUGCAGUACGGACUUAAAUUGAUCACCAACCAGUACGAGUGGCUGGAGAAGGAUUUGGCUCGCGCCAACCUCCCGGAGAACAGGUCGAAGCGGCCCUGGAUCGUGUUGUUUGGCCACAGACCUAUGUACUGCAGCGACUCUAAUGACAUCGACUGCAGUGUUGAGUACACUAGAGUUGGCAUUUUUGGGCUCUACGGUUUGGAACCGUUGCUGAAGAAGUAUGGAGUAGACCUGGUGAUAUGGGCUCACGAGCACUCGUAUGAGAGGACGUGGCCUCUCUACGACUACAAGGUGUACAACGGCUCCAAGGAAUUCCCCUACGUGAACCCGGGCGCUCCGGUACACAUAGUCACGGGCUCCGCUGGUUGUCAGGAGAAGACUGAUCCUUUCAAAGAAGACCCUGAGGCGUGGUCGGCCUUCAGGAGCAAUGACUACGGCUACUCGCGGCUCCUGGCGCGCAACAAAACUCACCUAUACUUCGAGCAGGUGGAUGUGGAUCUAAAAGGCCAGGUGAUCGACUCGUUCUGGCUCAUCAAGGAACAACACAAACCUUACAAUAUUCACUAA